Chrysochloris asiatica (Cape golden mole) is the source of this 672-nucleotide messenger RNA. RefSeq names its product transmembrane protein 86B (gene TMEM86B). The coding region runs from base 1 to 672 and encodes 223 amino acids. The transcript is spliced from 3 exons. The record is from RefSeq and is a predicted model, not a curated record. Gene Ontology annotation, cellular component: membrane. NCBI's taxonomy places the organism in Eukaryota, Metazoa, Chordata, Mammalia, Afrosoricida, Chrysochloridae.
AUGGAUGCCAGGGGAAGGGGGCCACCCCGAGAGCCUGGCCAAGUCCUGAAUGUGGCCAAGUUCCUCAGCCCCUUCUUCCUCACCUGCAUGGUCUACUUUCUCCUCUGGAUCCCCGAGGACCCGCCGUCCCCGCUGGGCGCCCUGGUCAAAUGCCUGCCAGUGCUCAGCCUAGCUGCAGGUCUGUGGGCCAGAGCCCCGAGCGGGUGCUACACCACCCUCCUCCAGGGGGGCCUGCUGUGCUCAGCUGUGGGGGACGUCUGCCUCAUCUGGCCUGAAGCCUUCCUGCACGGCAUGGCUGCCUUUGCUGUAGCCCACCUCCUCUAUCUCGCCGCCUUUGGCUUCUCCCCGCUGCGGCUGGCCACCCUGCUGCCCAUCACCCUGGUCAGCAGCCUGUACUUCAGCCUUCUGCUGCCUCACCUGCCCGCCGACAUGACCCUGCCUGUGGCGGUCUAUGCCUUCCUGCUGGCUGCCGUACUGUGGCGAGGCCUGGCCAGGGGCGGCAGUGCCCGCCUGGGGGGCCUGCUCUUCAUCAUCUCCGAUGCCGUGCUGGCCUGGGAUACCUUUGCCCAGCCCCUGCCCCAUUCCCGCCUGGUGGUCAUGACCACCUACUACGCCGCCCAGGUCUGCUUUGCUGUGUCGGCUAUCUGCAGCCCGAGGCACAAAACCAGCUGA